ACGUUGUACGAACAUUUCAUCGAUUUGAAAAUACAGUGGUGGCUAUUCGAUAGAUGGGAUGAUAUUGGCGAAUACCAUAGGGCAGGCCGAACUCCAGUAUUUGACUGUAAUUUAGCAACAUUAGGCAAAGAUAUGCAGGCUACUCUAGUAAAGAUCUUAAAGGAUAUGAUGAUGUUUAUUCUGAAGAGCAAAAUGUCUAAAAUCUAUUGUAGUCGACGUAAUGCACUG
Funneliformis mosseae is the source of this 228-nucleotide messenger RNA. NCBI's taxonomy places the organism in Eukaryota, Fungi, Glomeromycota, Glomeromycetes, Glomerales, Glomeraceae. The record is from the annotation of a GenBank genome assembly.